This is a messenger RNA of Strongylocentrotus purpuratus (purple sea urchin), 1011 nucleotides long. RefSeq lists its product as uncharacterized. NCBI's taxonomy places the organism in Eukaryota, Metazoa, Echinodermata, Echinoidea, Camarodonta, Strongylocentrotidae. The transcript is spliced from 6 exons. The coding region runs from base 124 to 627 and encodes 167 amino acids. The record is from RefSeq and is a predicted model, not a curated record.
CCCAUAUGCAAACACAAAACUAAGAGAACUCGCUGAAUAUACUGCAUACUGUAGAACUACUACACCUAGAUUAGCAGCAUCGUUGUAAGAUAUCCAGUUGGCUUGGACAAAACUUGGUUCCUGAUGCGGAGAGGAGGCAACCAGUACCGGGUAGGUGCACCCGGGGACUUCGCCGAGGAAGCCUUGCAGGAGGCCCUACUUGCUCUGGGAGCAGCAAACAGCCUUUCUGAAGCGGAAGUUGCAAUACGGGAGACCUAUGGCUGCUGUUUCACCGAUGUGACGGACCUAAUCCUAUACUUAUUGAGCAACAGAACAGGGCUUCUGGCAAGCAUAGAUGGACUAGCGGGGGCCUGUCAUAAUGUUCCCAAGACGGGUAUUACGGGGGUAUGUCUGGAUCAGAGGCAGGGGGAUAUUCUACACACCUUGGCUGAAGAUGAUCCUGUAUGUGGCCUCCUACAGGGGGCCAGCCUACCCCUCUCUGAGAACAAAAGAGUGGUUUGCAGUACGGUAACAGAGCGAGAAGGGGACACAGUGAUUUGUCUAGCUGUGGUAAGUCUAAUGUUUUCAUCAUUUCUUCAGGGUUGGGUACACACUCUCACCAAAUCGUCAAUGCCGAUGAUCCUAUAACAUUUUACUUACAAUAGGGGCUUUCACAUCAGCCUCAAACUUCUAUAUUUUCUGGGGGCUCAUUUUUUUAAUGAAAAAAAAAAUUCUUUAGAAGGGACACAUGUGCCGUAAAGAUGGAUAAUGGGCUACUUGGAAGGGCUUCCGGGGCAUUUUUGUCAGCUUGGCGAUGUAUCGCCUCAAACGGUUUUGUGCUACAUGCUACAUUACAUUAAAAUACCUGGGACUUAAGUUGAGUCUUGUGAGUGUUCGACCACAAUUUUUUUCUUUCUUCAAACUGUUAGUCUGAAAUCUGAUUUAUUUAUUUAUUUUGAAUUGGAGAGUGUGAAAACAUGUAGGGAAACUAACAUUACUUAACAUUUUGCUAGAAUUUGAUAAGAGCAACAC